Molecule: messenger RNA, 2668 nt
Organism: Megalopta genalis
Lineage: Eukaryota; Metazoa; Arthropoda; Insecta; Hymenoptera; Halictidae
Product: zwei Ig domain protein zig-8
Biological process (GO): synapse organization
Cellular component (GO): neuron projection membrane
Source: RefSeq, a predicted model, not a curated record
AGAACAGUGAGCGACGUGCGUCUGUCGAGAUCGAUUCAGUGUGCGAACAGAACUUCUGUUUGUUGUCCGCAGGAAAGAGGCAUCGCUGCACACAGCGGCUGGCACGACUUGGAAAGUGGUGACACGAAAUGAACCGGAAACGAUGGACCGUGAGGGCGCUGCGAAUGGAUUUACGGUGCGGUGCCAGCGGAACCGGCUGCUGCACGCCGGCCAAGAUCAUCUGUAUCUUCUUGCUCGCGAUACUGAUGCACGAGGAAGCUGUGCGCAGUAACCGGCUGUUCGAGGCGGAUACAUCGGAAACACGGCAACCGUCGGACAGCGAACCGUACUUCGACACGACGAUUUCGUCGAACGUGACGGGUCUCGUCGGGGAAACGGUCCAGCUCGUCUGUAAAGUGAAGAACCUGGGAAAUAGAACCGUUGCCUGGGUGAGGCACAGAGACAUACAUCUGCUGACUGCCGGAGUGUUCACGUACACGAGCGAUCAGCGAUUCACGGCGGUCCACGUGCCGCACACGGAGGAUUGGAUCCUCAGGAUAAGCUUCGCUCAGAAGAAGGACACCGGGACUUACGAGUGCCAACUGUCAAACACUCCGCCCAUUAGCCGCCAUUUUCAUCUCACCGUUGUUGAGCCAGUUACAGAGAUCGCCGGUGGUCCGGAUUUCUUCAUCAACAAGGGCAGCACGAUAAACUUGACGUGUCUGGUCAGUUACGCUCCGGAGCCGCCGUCCGCGAUCAUUUGGAGCCAUAAUCACGAGACGAUUAACUUCGAGACACCGAGGGGUGGCAUCAGCCUCGUCACCGAGAGGGGGCCAGUCACUUCGAGCCGUUUGCUCAUUCAGAGGGCGACCAAGGAAGACUCCGGCCUGUACACGUGCGCGCCGGGAAUGAUGCACCCUGCCAGCGCGAGAGUCCACAUCGUCAACGAGCAUCCGGCGGCGAUGCAUCACGGACACGGCGACAGGAUAUCCGCCGGGCUGAUCACUAUGGUUCUGCUGCUCUCGGUGGUCAUCUAGCCGGCGCUGAAUCCUCGCGAGCCGCCAUGAUGGAGCACAACGAGAUCAUUGUACAUUCGUUCGGAGAACAACGUGGAAAUGCGUUUACAAGGAAGAUCUUUUUGCAAGGAACGACUCCUUGGGAAAUUUCAGUGGCUCUGUGGAAAUUCGAUGGAGAGACACGCGUCGGCUUGUUUCGGAGGUGACUGUCGUAGUUGCAGUAAGUAGCGUAAAGAAUAAUCCUUGAACGCGUACGGCAGAGGAGAACCCAACGGCGAUGCCAAAGGAAACCGUUCAAAGUACAAAAGUGAAGGAACAGAAGGCAGCAGAGACGCGUGAAACACAAUAUAUUUAGAAUUCCAUGUAUAGCGUGUGUCUUUCACCUGAAUCGUAACGAUUAGCGGAGAAACCUUCAUUGUACGUCGCGCAUAACGCACUGUACAUAACGGAUGCACCCUCGUGUGCCUAAGUCAUCGGUCGCCUGGUCAUUAGGACGAUGCAUUUCUAGUAACCGUAUGAUCAGUACGCAAACUACCUAACGAAAAGUCCAACUAUUCGACAAAGUAUACAGAGAAAAAUCCAACGUGCCGCUAAUGAUCUCGAAAACGAUGGAACUCUAAGCCUCGUUUCAAAAAAAAGGAUCUUCUAUCUGUCUAAUAUUGACUUCGAUUCAAUAAAAUGCUGGACUUGCAAUUGUUUUUGGAGAACAGAAAAUUAAAAACUGCAAUCUUGCGUCUUCUCCGUGUCCAUACACGCUGAACGAGCUAAAAUAAUUUGACAUUAGCUGAUUCGAGUGGCCGGCGACUUAUGUACGCGAGUAUGCACCGUCAGCGAGCAUUUUUUAUAGAGUCCGUCAACGGAGAUCAGCGUCUCGUAGUUUGUAAAGAUAAGCGACGUUAUUAUAGCUCGACUGUUCGCGGUGUAAGAACUUUUUUACGAAUGUACAUAAGUAAAGAACUCUCUCACUUCCUCGUUGUAACGACACGUUAGGUUAAACAACGGAUCCAGUCCGGUGCGGGCGCGGGCGACAGCUUUUGCUCCGAAGAUGUUCCGAUUUUCGAUUCAUUCGAAAGGUCUCCGAACUUCUCAUCUCGACGGAGAACGCGUCGAGAGUCGGAGAGACGUCUCGCAGCUCGGAACUAGGCGACAAUUGCAGUUUGUUCGUCGUCUAAGAAGCGAUGUCGGAGGAACAAAAUUCUGUCGAUCUUGGAUAUGCGGAAUUGACGAAAGACUUAGCCCGUGCCUGUACGAAUCGGUCGAUUACGGAUCUCGAGAGCGAUUAAAGGGAACGAUCGACACGAGCCGGUGUGGCAAUUGCGGUGGUUGUUCCGUUUGACGCGUUCAGCGCCACGUCGGUCACAUAUGGGUGACACUAAUUUUUCGCCAAUUUUGAAAAUUCAUUGUCAUUGUAAUAUAUUCGAACAAACUGAAGUUGACUAGGUUGUUUCGAAUGCGAAAGAGUUCUAAUGUCGUCCGCUAUUAUAAGCACUAACUUUUUAGUUUCGGUCUAAUUCAUUAAAUUGCAUUGAUUUCAUGGCAAUUUUAGUGGUCACAAUUGUCGGCGCUGAACGUGUUGAACAACUUUCGAGAAAUAUUGUAUGUCGCGAUGGAAUUUCUAUCCUCGUCCGUGGAAAUGUUAUGAUGAAAUACAGACAACGAAAACCAAAAAAUGA